GUGGUCAUGUGACUGGCUGGUCUGCAAAGCUCGGUUUGUUUUGAUUUAGCCGCGUAGUGCAUGCAGUGGUGGAUAGAUUCCCACUCAAAAUGGCUGCUCAUUGCACCUUUGUGUUCCUGGUUUUCCUGUGUAUUUCUGUAUCCCAGACUCUUGCAAUCUACCAGCCAACUUGGGCGUCUUUAGAUGCUCGACCCCUACCAGCCUGGUACGAUGAAGCUAAGAUAGGAAUCUUCAUGCACUGGGGUGUUUUCUCCGUUCCAAGUUUCGGUUCUGAGUGGUUCUGGUGGAACUGGAAGGGUAGACAACUUCCUGCUUAUGUUGAUUUCAUGACGAACAACUACCGGCCAGGGUUCACCUAUGCUGAUUUUGCUCCGAUGUUCACUACAGAGUUCUUUAAUCCCAAGGAGUUUGCUGAGAUCAUCGAAGCUUCUGGGGCUAAAUAUGUUGUGUUGACCAGUAAACACCAUGAAGGUUUCACCAACUGGCCAUCCAAGUAUUCAUGGAAUUGGAACUCUAUGGAUGUUGGGCCCAAGAGAGAUCUCGUUGGUGAGUUGGCUGCAGCAGUCCGAACCUACACUAAAGAUGUUCACUUCGGUCUCUAUCACUCUCUCUUUGAAUGGUUCAAUCCGUUAUUUCUGAAAGACAAAGCAGCUAAUUUCACAUCGCAGGAGUACGUUCAGGAAAUCUGCCUGCCAGAGUUGCAUGAGAUCAUAGAGGCUUAUAAACCAGACGUACUGUGGUCUGAUGGCGACUGGGACGCUAGCCCAGCUUACUGGAACAGCACAGAAUUCUUAGCGUGGCUGUAUAACAGUAGCCCGGUUAAAGAUACAAUUGUUACGAAUGAUAGAUGGGGCCGAGGUACCGCGUGUAGACAUGGUGGAUACUACAGUUGUCAGGAUCGCUAUAACCCUGGUGUUUUGCAGAAACACAAAUGGGAGAAUGCUAUGACGCUUGAUAAGAAGUCUUGGGGUUUCCGGCGUGAUGCAGAUUUAGCUGACUACUAUGAUAUGGAAGAACUGAUCCAGGUUCUAGCAGAAACUAUUAGUUGUGGCGGUAAUCUCUUGGUGAACAUCGGUCCAACCCAUGAUGGUCGUAUUGUUCCAAUAUUUGAAGAGCGUCUGCGUCAGCUGGGUUCUUGGUUGAAGGUGAAUGGUGAGGCCAUCUAUGCAUCCAAGCCAUGGAGGGCACAGAAUGACACCAAGACUCAAGGAGUUUGGUACACCUCAAAGACGAUUGAAGGAACAACAGCAGUAUAUGCCAUCGUCUUGGAUUGGCCAAUCAAUAAUCAGCUGGCCCUUGGUGUUCCCAUAGCAACGAACCAAACAAUGAUUAAAAUGCUGGGAUAUUCUAAUCUUCUACGCUGGCAACCCAUGGCGUCUGGUUCCGGACUCAUCAUUACCAUGCCUCCAUUAAACCAAGCACAGUUGCCAUGCAAAUGGGCUUGGGUUAUCAAGAUGCAAGCUGUGAAGUGAACGAGAGAACCACACUUUCUUUUGCAAGAAAAAGGAUUAGUGUCCUGACCUUUUCAAACCUACCAGAGUCAGUAGAAUCUUGUUUAAUGGCUUAAAGAGAAAGACUGUGCUUGGGUAGAAGUAUAAGGGCACUAACUUUUUUCGUAGAGCUUUUGCAAACUUUGAGGCUUUGCAUGGUGAAGGAAUUUGUAUGUUUGAAAGUUUAUAUUUUUGUAUUCAAUGAUAUAAGACCAGGAAGAUUUGUUUUUAUGGGUCUCUAGUUAGUUUUAAGUUUUACUUACUUUUUACUUUUACUUGUUUUUUGUUUUUUUAAAUAGUUUUCUGUUUUAUUUCAACAGGGGGUACUGUGGGGUUGCUGUAUAUCCCUAUAUGUUACUUAAUGUUUUGUAUCUGUUUUUUCCGAUCUAUCAGCGCCAUGAGGAUAUUUGGUAGAUGUGUGCACAAUGUGCUUUUCAUUAUUAACGUUUACAAAUGGACAGAAACAAAUACAUGUAGACAGAAACAGUUUAAUGCUUCCAUUUUUUACGCCGCACUCUUUCUUUGGAAUAGUCUUCCUGUGCAUAUUCGCCAGGCUAGUUCUUUACAACGUUUUAAGUCCCUGUUGAAAACUC
Molecule: messenger RNA, 2083 nt
Organism: Asterias rubens (European starfish)
Lineage: Eukaryota; Metazoa; Echinodermata; Asteroidea; Forcipulatida; Asteriidae
Product: alpha-L-fucosidase-like
Exons: 8
Coding region: 90-1472 (460 amino acids)
Biological process (GO): fucose metabolic process; glycoside catabolic process
Cellular component (GO): lysosome
Molecular function (GO): alpha-L-fucosidase activity
Source: RefSeq, a predicted model, not a curated record